UUUAUUUCUUGUUGAUGCUGAUGAUUUAUAUCAGACUUGCCCUGAUACACGGCUGCACAUGUGACCGUAUAGUUGUUACAGUUGGUCACAGCUCAGUCUUGUACAGUUAGUGACAGUUGGUCUCAGUACAUGGUUUGACUCAGACCAGCGUGCAUCUCACUGUGUCCCACUUGCGUUUUUUUUUCCUUGUGGAAAGUGAAUUCCCCAAUUAUGGGAGAUAAAUUGCCUCCAGCGAUGGAGAAGAGUACUCCUCCAAUAAGGAGUGAGGAAAAUCAACAACUUUUUGCUGCUACUAAGGCAGAGAUGGAAAAGGAGAAGGGGGAUACCAUCACGGUGAAGAGAAAGAUGGACAUCAGCGCUGAAAAGGAAAGUGGGAGAAAAAGGAAGAAAAAGGUGAAACAUCAGUGCAGUGACGACAUCAAGGAGGAGGAUAAUAUGAAAAAAGAAAAGAAGAAAGAAAAGAAGGGAAGAAAAAGACCCCGAAAAGAUGAGGAACCCAAAACAGAGGAAGCAGGAAGUGAGCAGAAGAGGCCCCACCAAGAAGAAGCUCCUCUCCAUGUUCCAGUCUGCACGUGUCAGAUCCCCGCAUUGCUUGGGAUUGGUUCAUUUGGCAAAGUGCCAUCAGCGGAUUUCGGCAAGACAAUUGAAGAGCCGCUGUCUAUAAAAUACAAGAUGUCUUCAGAAUGCCUCACGCCGUCAUCCGAGUUGGAGCACCCAAGCCAUUGUUGGACAUCCAGUAAUCUCUGCCAUUCUCAGGCCCAACCAAUGGCCAUCAACUCUCCAUACCAUCCGUCUCCAUUUGGUCCUUUUGGCUUCUCCGUCCAACCUUACACUGCAUAUGGGCCUCAUGUCGGCUUCUACCAACAGCCUUUUCCAUCAGUUCCUUAUAAUCUCGAUCCUUUCCUUGGUCCUGUUAUUAGACCUCCGCCAGGUCCAGUCAUAGUCCCAAUUUCUCAUAACCUGCCUCUUGAUGUCAUCAACACCCCUUGGCCCCCUCCGCCAGUUUCAGUCUUAGUCCCAGUUUAUCAUAACCUGCCUCUUGAUGUUGUCAACACCCCUUGGCCUUUUCCAUCACACCUGCAGUAA
This is a messenger RNA of Xenopus laevis (African clawed frog), 1086 nucleotides long. RefSeq names its product wiskott-Aldrich syndrome protein family member 2-like. Lineage: Eukaryota; Metazoa; Chordata; Amphibia; Anura; Pipidae. The transcript is spliced from 3 exons. Bases 211 to 1086 code for a protein of 291 amino acids. The record is from RefSeq and is a predicted model, not a curated record.